CGAGCGGGCCGCGUUCCGGCUUCAGUGCGGAUUCUGGCUUCUAAGAUCCGCCGCUUCCCGCGCGCACCCCGCCGGGUCCCAGGCAUGGGCUUUCCGCGGCCGACCCCUCUGCUCCUGGGGCUGCUCCUUCUGCAGGGCGUCCCGAGGCCGCUGCAGGGGGACCUCGUUUUCGUCCCUCCCUUCAUCCACAUGUCUGGUCCUGAGGUCAGCGCGGCCUUGGUGGGAGGAACGGAGGAUGUGAAGGUGUCCCUGGCGGUGCUGCACAGUGAGAAGGGGUCUAGCCUAGAGGUUCUCACCUUAAGGCACUCUUCGAGUCUCUUUGAAAGCACAGCAAUGUUUCCCUUGCAGGAUGCCUUGGUAGUGACGGUGAGGCUGCAGGGGGAUCAGCAGCGGUGUUCCUCGAAUGAGACAGAUCUCUUCUUAGCAUCCCCAUGUAUUGUCCAAACCCUUCUGGUGUCAGCAUAUCAUGGUUCCUCCUGCUUAGCACAUCUACUCAUCCAAGUGGAAAUUUAUGCCAGCACUGUUCUGGCUCAGAAUGCAUCAGAGAACACGACUGUCAUCCCCAACCAGGUGUAUCAGCCCCUGGGGCCGUGUCCCUGCAAUCUGACAGCCGGGGCCUGUGACGUGCGCUGCUGCUGUGACCAGGAAUGCUUGCCUGCUGUGCGAGAGCUCUUCAGAGACUCCUGUUUCACUGGUGUUUUUGGAGGUGACGUGGACCCCCCAUUUGAUCAGCUCUGCUCUGCGGAGCCCCUGGCACACGGAAGGCCUGAUUGGUUUUCCUUGCUGUGUGUGAUGUCCCCCCCCGCCAACUCGCCCUUCCUGGGACACUUCUACCAUGGGGCCACUUCCUCUAGCCAGCCCUCUGCUCUGGGGAUGUACGUGUCCACGGACCCAAAGAGCGUUUCUGGCUUUGGAUACAAGCAAGGGGACCCCAUCAGGACCGUGGAGGCACAUUUCACUGUCCCACAGGUUUCCCUGGGCGGGCAGUGCGUGCAGGAUGCCCCUGUGGCCUUCCUCCACAACCUUGAUGUUCAAUGCUUUACGUACUUGGAAGCCUACAAAGAAAAAGACGGGAUUGAUGAUGUGAUCAACGGUGCCACAGGCCACUCGGGAGGCAAUGUCAUACCCGAUGUCACCUACGAGAAAGCAGCUGACCUGAAUAAAUACAUCACCAGUGCAGAAACACUGUUAAAUGUUGGACCGAUCCCCAAAAUUGUGAAUGUGGAAGAACAUUAUAUUUUCAGGUGGAAUAAUAAUACAAUCACUGAAAUAAACGUCAGAAUUAUCCAGGCAGCCGUCAGUGCCCAGCAAAAAGGAAUCAUGGCACAGAGAUUCACGGUCAGGUUUUUAAGCUACAACAGUGGUGAUGAAAAAGAAUCAUCUGGAAAUCCAGGUUACCAGCUUGGCAAGCCCGUCCGAGCUGUAAAUGCCCUUGGGAUGAAGAACGUCACGACUUUAAACCUUUGGCAAGCAGCUGGAAGGGGUCUGUGUGCAGCUGCAGCCUUCAAGCCGGUGGGGUUUGGUGAGAACGCCAUCUCUGGGUGCCUUUUGGAAGUUGGGGUGAAUGAAAACUGCACUCAGCUCAGGGAGAAGGCUGUGGAACACCUGGAGUCAUUAAUAGAAGCAACACAUGUUGCAAUGAGAGGCAACUCUGACUAUAGCGACCUCAGCACCGGCUGGCUGGAGAUACUGCGUGCAGAGGCCCCUGAUCCCGGCGCAGGCCCGGCUGCUGGUGACUUCGGUGGCAUCUGCCCCGACAUCCCUGCUCAGCUGACCAUCCGCAUCCUCUUCUCGGACACAGGCGCCGUGGAGGGGGUUACUCAACAGGAGAUCCUUAGUGUGGAGACCAGGUUCUCCUCGGCGAGCUGGCAGUUCCAGUGUGGGCUCACCUGUGAGGAUACGGCUGAUUUCUUCCCACUCAGUGCCUCGGUCCAGUUCAUCAAAAUACCAGCACAGUUACCCCGUCCUCUUACAAGGUUCCAGAUCAACUUCACAGAAUACGACUGUGACAGAAACGAGGUGUGCUGGCAGCAACUUCUCUAUCCACUGACCCACUAUUACCAAGGGGAACCUUCACCUCAAUGUGUCGCCAAGGGCUCACUCUUAGCAUCCUUCUUUAUAUUGGCCAUGCUCCUCAGUCACCCCUGGACCAGAAUGUGCAAGGUUUGGAAUCCAGCUACCCUCUGAUCACUCCAGGCCAUUGAUUGAACUCCAGGACUCCGGUGCACCCCUAUGUGCCUCUAUGUAAAACUGUAAUAAAUGACAUG
This is a messenger RNA of Condylura cristata (star-nosed mole), 2267 nucleotides long. It is a transcript of the gene TCTN2, whose product is annotated as tectonic family member 2. NCBI's taxonomy places the organism in Eukaryota, Metazoa, Chordata, Mammalia, Eulipotyphla, Talpidae. The record is from RefSeq and is a predicted model, not a curated record. The transcript is spliced from 18 exons. Gene Ontology annotation, biological process: cilium assembly; smoothened signaling pathway; protein localization to ciliary transition zone. Bases 85 to 2187 code for a protein of 700 amino acids. Gene Ontology annotation, cellular component: MKS complex.